AUGCAGACGAUGGAGGCUUCAGAAGAUUGCAUCGAGUCCUCGUUGGAGGAAGCGCGGCGUGGCACUCAACGCUUCCCCUACGGACGAUGGACGCACAUCAACGCCUCAUACGAGAUCUCCGCCGCCGGGGUCUUUACAGAGAGGCUUCAGCCAGGACAGACUGCACGGGGCCAGCUGCGCCAACAUGAAGCUACUCCUUGGGCAUGGUCUGUGCAGCUGUCUGAGGAUCCGCGUAAUGUCGGGCAGAUUUCCUUCCAAUUGACUGAGGAAUGCCAAUUGAGAUCCGUCUAUGUCGACGAGAAUGGCCACAAAAAAGGACAACAGCGAGCCAUUCGGGGAUGA
Molecule: messenger RNA, 342 nt
Organism: Symbiodinium necroappetens
Lineage: Eukaryota; Dinophyceae; Suessiales; Symbiodiniaceae
Source: the annotation of a GenBank genome assembly